AUGUCUCCGACGACACCACAAACCAACCGUAACCAAACCUCACAGACGACGACCCUACUCAUCCUCUGCUUCAUCAUUAUCUGCCUCUUUCCAAACCUAUUUCACUUUCUCUGGAACCUGCCUCUUACAGCCCUAGGCUACGCAUUCUCAACAAGUAGCAGCAGCAGCAGCAGCUCAAAACCCCCACGUCAUACCCCACCAACUACAACAACCAUGACGGGCUCCUGGUUCCAAAAGCAGUUCUCCCUACCCGCCCGCUCGCGCGGCUCCUACCUCAUCACGGACGAGAUCGUCGGCGCCCUCCCGGAGCUCAAGAACUACAAGGUCGGCAUCCUCCACCUGUUUGUCCAGCACACGAGCUGCGCCCUCAGCCUCAACGAGAACUGGGACGACGACGUCCGCGCCGACAUGAGCGACGCGCUGGACCGCAUCGCGCCCGAGGCGGGGCCCAAGGGCCAGGAGCUGUACCGUCACAGCGCCGAGGGUCCCGAUGACAUGCCGGCUCACAUCAAGAGCGCUCUCGUUGGCGCGAGUGUUACCAUCCCGAUCAAGGAUGGCAAGUUGGCUACCGGAACCUGGCAAGGAAUCUGGUACCUGGAGUUCAGGGCCAGCAAGCACCAGCGCCGCCUGGUGGCCACCAUCCAGGGAGAGCCCAAGGCGUGA
Molecule: messenger RNA, 663 nt
Organism: Colletotrichum costaricense
Lineage: Eukaryota; Fungi; Ascomycota; Sordariomycetes; Glomerellales; Glomerellaceae
Exons: 3
Coding region: 1-663 (220 amino acids)
Source: RefSeq, a predicted model, not a curated record